Archocentrus centrarchus (flier cichlid) is the source of this 9672-nucleotide messenger RNA. It is a transcript of the gene rps6ka5, whose product is annotated as ribosomal protein S6 kinase, polypeptide 5. The record is from RefSeq and is a predicted model, not a curated record. Gene Ontology annotation, molecular function: magnesium ion binding; ATP binding; protein serine/threonine kinase activity. Gene Ontology annotation, biological process: protein phosphorylation; intracellular signal transduction. NCBI's taxonomy places the organism in Eukaryota, Metazoa, Chordata, Actinopteri, Cichliformes, Cichlidae. Bases 147 to 2573 code for a protein of 808 amino acids. The transcript is spliced from 18 exons.
CUGGUUGCGAAGGUAGUGGUCGUGGUGGUGUACUGGAAGAAGCAAGUGUUUCCUCUGGGCUUGCUUGCUGCAAGCAAAACUGCCUUGGGAGGUGGAUCUAAAUCUUUGAAAAGCAUAUUUGAGCAUAAUAAGGACACGAAAUUACGAUGCCAUCCCCGAUGGAGGGAUCUUCCAGAGAAGGUGACCUGUUUACUGUGAAACACGAGCUGAAAAACGCCAACCUGACGGGCCAUGUAGAGAGGGUGGGGAUUGAAAACUUCGAGUUGUUAAAGGUGCUGGGCACUGGAGCAUAUGGAAAGGUGUUCCUUGUGAGAAAAGUCAGCGGCCACGAUGCUGGGAAGCUGUAUGCCAUGAAGGUUUUGAAGAAGGCCACUAUUGUACAGAAGGCAAAGACUGCAGAACACACACGCACAGAGCGGCAGGUGUUGGAGCACAUCCGCCAGUCUCCAUUUCUUGUCACACUUCACUAUGCCUUCCAGACAGAAACCAAGCUGCACCUCAUUCUUGAUUAUGUAAAUGGUGGGGAGCUCUUCACACACUUGGUGCAAAGGGUGCGGUUUAAGGAGCAAGAAGUAGCUCUGUAUAGUGGAGAGAUUGUCUUGGCACUAGAACAUCUACACAAGCUUGGGAUUGUCUAUCGGGACCUGAAACUUGAGAAUAUUCUACUAGAUUCAAAUGGUCAUAUAGUUCUCACAGAUUUCGGCCUUAGUAAAGAAUUUGAUCAGGUUGAAAGGGCUUUCUCUGUCUGUGGCACCAUUGAAUAUAUGGCUCCGGAAAUAGUGGAAGGAGGAGAGUCUGGGCAUGACAAGGCGGUGGACUGGUGGAGCCUCGGUGUGUUGAUGUAUGAGCUUUUGACUGGUGGCUCACCCUUCACUGUUGAUGGAGAUGAGAACUCACACACAGACAUUGCCAAGAGAAUUGCCAAAAAGGAUCCUCCUUUCCCUAAAGACAUGGGACCACUGGCCAAAGACCUAAUUCAGCGACUCCUCAUCAAAGAUCCAAAGAAGAGAUUAGGGUCAGGACCCAGUGGAGCAGAGAAUGUAAAGAAACACCCAUUUUACCAGAAAAUUAACUGGGAGGAUUUGGCAGCUAAGAAGGUGCCUGCACCGUUCAAGCCAGUGAUUCGGGACGAGCUGGACGUCAGCAACUUUGCAGAUGAGUUCACAGAGAUGGACCCCACCUACUCUCCUGCAGCUCUGCCUCAGAACUGUGACCGCAUCUUCCAGGGAUACUCUUUCAUGGCCCCCUCCAUCCUGUUCAAGAGGAAUGUGGUGAUGGAUGACCCUGUCCAGCUGUGUGGGGGUUCUGAAAAGCCAGGCUCAGCUGCGGUGGCCCGCAGCGCCAUGAUGAAGGACUCACCUUUCUAUAUGAGUUAUGAGAUGGACCUAAAGGAAAGUGCUCUGGGGGAGGGUAGCUUCUCCAUCUGCAGACGGUGCACACACAAGAAGACUGGACAGAAAUAUGCAGUCAAGAUUGUUAGCAAGAGGAUGGAGGCCCAGACUCAGCGGGAAAUCGCAGCCUUGAAGCUCUGCGAUGGUCACCCUAACAUUGUCAAGUUACAUGAAAUUUAUCACGAUCAGCUCCAUACGUACGUGGUUCUGGAGCUGCUUGGUGGAGGGGAGUUGCUGGAGAGAAUCCGCCGGAAGCAACAUUUCAGUGAAACAGAGGCUAGCCGGAUCAUGCGCAAACUGGUGUCUGCUGUCAGUCACAUGCAUGAUGUUGGAGUUGUGCACAGGGAUCUUAAACCGGAGAACCUGCUCUUCACAGAUGAGAACGAGAACUCUGAGAUAAAAAUCAUAGACUUUGGCUUUGCUCGUCUGAAACCACCAGACAAUCAGCUCCUGAAGACUCCCUGCUUCACCCUGCAGUAUGCUGCACCAGAGAUACUCAAAUAUGAUGGCUAUGAUGAGUCCUGUGACCUGUGGAGUCUAGGGGUCAUUCUGUACACCAUGCUGUCUGGCCAGGUGCCUUUUCAAUGUCAGGAGAAGACCCUGACCCACACCAGUGCUGAAGAGAUUAUGCGGAAAAUCAAACAGGGAGACUUCUCUUUUGAAGGAGAGGCCUGGAGAAAUGUGUCCCAGCAGGCUAAGGACCUCAUACAAGAGCUGCUGACGGUCGACCCUAACAAGAGGAUUAAGAUGUGUGGCCUCCGUUACAACGCCUGGCUCCAGGACGACAGCCAGCUGUCCUCCAACCCACUCAUGACCCCAGACAUUCUCGGCUCCUCCACUGCCUCUGUCCACACUUGUGUCAAAGCUACUUUUAAUGCAUUUAACAAAUGUAAGCGGGAAGGUUUCCGCCUCCAAACAGUGGACAAGGCACCACUAGCCAAGAGGAGGAAGAUGAAAAAAACAAGUACCAGCACAGAGACCCGCAGCAGUUCCAGCGAGAGCACCCAUUCCUCCUCCUCCUCCUAUCAGUCACAGGAGAAGACUUUUCAAGAGGGAGACCCCAAUCCACAGCACUCCAACAUCACUCCUGUCACCACCCCUGUCAACACACCGGUGCCCUCCGGAACAGAUUCUGGGCACCAACCAGCACCUCCAGCCUUUCCCUUCUCAGAAGGACAGUGAGGAGAAUCCUGAUUCGGACAGUUUAGUUAACCGAAGGAUGGCUUGGACCAGCAUCGAGACAUCCUUCUUCUUUCUCUCUGCCUCUGGCUCAAUUGCAUGGAUGUCAGCACGUCUCCAGAACCAAGCAUGCAGCAGGAGCAGCACUGUCACCUCUAUAUCAAUCAGUCAGUCAAUCAAUCAUCACUAGCAAUAGCCUAUCCUUUCUUUCUGACUUUCACAUACAGACUCUGUCAAUCAGGGACUGGACCAGGAAGAAGUGUCACCAAUGUCCUAAAAGAAAAGGGCUGCCCUACUGCCCCCGGUCCAGACAGUGGAGAGAUAUAUUCAGUCUCCUCAUCAAAUCACAAUCUCUGUCCUCCCAUUUCUGUCUUUGUCCCUGUUUUCUGAGAUUUAAAGGGAAAGUCAGUGUUUACACCAUGGAUACUUUGCAAUUUCUGUCAAAUGGAGAGAGAAACAAAGGGCAACGUACUGCAGGAUAACAUGUGGGUCCACUUCUCUUUUCUGGGAAGUCUCUGCUAUAUGGAGCAGCUUAUUUAUAUGUGAAUUUUGCAGACUGAAAUUUAUUUAUGAUAAGCUAUAUUGUUAACUUAUUUAUGGUUCAUUAUGAUCUGAAAAGAAAUAACGGACACAGUGAGUCUAAAAAAGAUAUUGUGUGUGUGUGUGUAUUUGUGUGUUUCCCUAUCAGCUCAAAAAACUUUCCAUAUAGUCAGAUAGUCUUUCAUAUCUCUUUGUAGUUAAACACAUCAAAGAGUCUAGUAGGUCAGUUUUAGUUUGUUUUGUAUACAUUGUAAGAGUCAAAUUCAUGAAACCAGAGUGCUUUAUAGGUAUUUCAAAUUAUUUUAAGAGAUUGAUAUUUAUUUAGUGGCUUAAAAAAGAUACAUUUCCUGAUUCACAUUGAUAAAAGAAGAAAAUGUGUGAGCAUCUUUUUGUAUUAACCAAAUUAGGAUGUAGUAUGUGCAGCCAUAGCUGUCAUUUUAUUAUUGUGUGGCGACUACUGCUGCCUGAAGCAGUGCGACCUGACUAGAACAGCUAUAUUUAGACUUAUUUUUGUCUCUGAUGUGGGAGUGUGGCUACUUCCAGACUUAGCACUGCUGCUGUUCCAUGUGGUUUGAUCCUGAAAUCAGCGCUAAAUCAGCACUGCUGGGCUAAAUGUGUUUAGCCCAGCAUUGGAGACCUAAUUGUCUCAUUAUCACGACGACCAAUUGGAUUGAGCAGAAUGUUCCAAAUGGAAAAUGAAGAUCAGCUUAGCGUAAGGGUUGAAUGCGUCAAGUAGUUUGAGAUUUGAGUCUUCUUGGAUCCAGGAUGUCUGUGGACAGUUUCAAGUGACCCCUUUUUUUAGUUACAAUAUAAUUAAUUAGGAAGGGAUAUGUGCCAAAACUGCAUUUGAGUGAGACAUUUGAGUUUAAAAAUGGUCAGACACUAGGACAUUUGGAGGCAAUAUAGUGCAAAAAGUUGCCCAUUUUUAUCUUUAGUCUUAAAACUACUGCAAAAUACCCACCCUCCAUAAACACAAUUGUUGAGUGUAAACUAGGGAUGCACUGAUAUAUCAGCAAAAUGUCAGUAUUGGCUGUUAAAGGCCUUGUUGACUGAGUGUGGGAAAUAAAAAUGUCUGAUGUGUGAAUCAUAUACCAGUGAAAAUCAAAUAUUGAUGAAGAAUUGAAAAUUGUUUUUACUUAUUUUGUUUAUAGUGAAGAUAUCUUUACUUCCCUGGAAAGUAGAAAAAAGGAAUAAGUAUGGAAAAAACCCCAAAACAUCUUGUUGGUCCAGAAUUUAACAAUUGGUGCAUCCCUACUACAAGCUUCUUUUUACUAUUGAUGCCGUCCUUGAUCUGUUUACCAUAUUGUACUGCAUGAAAAGGUGAUCUUUGCACUGUGUGACAGCACUCUCACUUUGAGGCAGACAUCCUGUUAGUAUUAGGUCCCCAGUGCAUGACAUGACCUGAAACAUCAACCACUUAUUUAUUUGCCUUUGUGGGCUUUGUGGGCAGAUUCUUACUUGAUUCAAUGUGAGUUUGUUUACUUGCUUAACUGAAUAUCCCCGAUUUUCAAUUCGGGACUUUUGCUGUUUAAAAUUACGAUGGGUGUACCAAAAUCCCUUGUUACAAUAGCCUAAAUAUUGUAAUAUCCCAGUGUUACAAUUCUGGUGUUAGUUGGGAUAGUUAGGGGAAAAAUGCCAUGCUUUGUUAACAGUUUUUUUUUUUUAAAUUAUGUCUUUGUUUCCAUUGUAAUUGAAAUACUGUGUUUUGCUGUUGUGUACAGGGGUACUUGGUGAUCACUAUGUGAAGCUGCCUAGAAACAGAUCCUACAGGUUUUCAGUUGGACUACUGUGUGCAUUUAAACACACUCCAUCAUCCUCUUCCAUUUUAAUGCACUCUGAAUCAGAACCAAAGCAUUAACUUCAAGGUAGCUGCUUUAAGCUGCAUGAGACAUUACCUUUCAUGCAAAUAUGCAAAGAAAUGCUUCAUAUAUCACAUUUUCUGUUUGUUUGUUUAUUAGUCCAUUUAGUGAAAUGUGCUUGCACAGAUAUUUUUUUAGCACAGAUGAUUUUGUAACAGCAAACAAUAUGUUUUCUUCAGAGAUUCUUUAUGGAAUCAAUAAUAUCAAUACCCAGCACAUUAUCAUGCUUAAAUCUAUGCAUCUCUUUUGCACUUUUGUGUUGCUUCUUUUGCCAUUUCACAGAGACCUCAUUGAAUGGGUUAAACACAGUACUUAAAAGGGUGUAACAAAAUGCUCAUACAUUGAUCGGCCACAACACUAAAAGCGCCUGCCUAAUAUUGUGUUAGGUCCACCUUGGGCCAGCAAAAACAGCUCUGAUGUUGGAGAAUAGAUAUAAGAUGUUGGUGGUGUCUGGUACAGGGGGGCUGGACUGGGAUCAGCCAGAUUAAUGCCUUGGGCUCUUUGUCGUGUUUCUGUGCAAUUUUUCUGGUUGUGGCAGAGUGCAGUCCUACUGGGGGAAGCAGCUAUUCUGGGGGGAAGUGAGUGUCAUGAAUGGCAGGUUCCAAGGUUUCCCAGCAGAACAUUAUAUAGAGUGGUUUUAAUGUUCUGGCUGAUCGGUGUGUACUGUACUUUUACUCCCAUAGCAUCAGCCACUGUAGAAAUGGAAAGUAUGAUCAAUUCCCUGCAUAAAAAAGAUGGAAUCCUUGGAGCUAAGCACUACAAAGCUCUUGUCUAACUUAGUUCGCAUGAGUUCCCCGUUGCUGCCUCAUUAAGCCUCUUUUCUUUUGUUUGGGUGUAUUAAUAGCUCAAGUGGAGGAAGAGGAAGAGUGUCCUAUAUUGAGUUCCCCUCUGGGAGCCAGGCUCUAUUAGCUGAUGUGCUGCAGUGCUGUUUGUUCCAAAGAAAAUACCAUACUCUACUCACUGCCUCUGUGGGACCCAGCUCACUUUCUUUGUAGGGAAAAUAACCACCAUAGGAAAGGGUUGGUUUAUUAUCAGUGUCUCUUGGGGCUGAUUUCCAAACUAGGCUUUCCUCCCUUUGAUAAACAUCUUGUUCAUUGUGCCACCAUAAGGAAGAAAGACACAGGGAGGUCGGUUCUUAUUUUAGGCCCUGUUGUCUUUGAUACAUUUUGUUGUUGGUUCCCUGAAAUUUCAAUGAAAGUUCCUUUUCUGCCUUCAGCGCUUCCUGUUUUUCUAAGGCUGAAAGCAUUGCACCUAAUAAGCUAAACCUUUUUACCAUUUUGAAACAUUAAUUAGAGAGCUGGUACUGGUAGUUUGAAUUAUUUUGUAAAAAACAGUGACUGUUGUUGUACAUUUUAGUCAAUGAAAUUGGUUUAGGAUGUUGUGGUGUGUUUCUGUGCUCCCGUCAUGCAUGGGAUUAAGAGACGGACACAAAGUGAAAUUGAGUGACAUCUUGUACUGCUUCUUAGUAUGGUGCUUAUGUGCAUGUGUUGUUUGUGAAACUCAAACAUUUUGGACAGAUAUUGCAGCUAGUGUGGUUCCUUUUUGUCAGCAUUUAGGAUGGGUACAAUACUGUGCAAAAGUCUUUCAUCAGCCUUCAUUUGUAAAAAUAUUUUGCCAGGAAAAUGGGAAAUAGGUGCAGUGAUUUAUUGAGAUAUCUGCAGUCUUACAGUAUAUAACACAGUAUGUAAGGCAAAAACAGAGUUUAUGCAUUUCUAACAAGUUUCAAGGUCAAUAUUUGGUAUUCUGUUUGUAUUAUUUUUUACAGCCAGAACUCUCUUAGGCAAGCUUUCUUGUAAUUUCAGGAAUAGUUCUCCAGGCUUCUUGAAGGACAUUCAGAGUUCUUCUUUGAUCCCACAAGAUGAUCCCACACUGUGUUUUUUUGGUCUAGGCUUACACAGAAAAUCUCACAGUGUAAAUAAUUGCUGAAAAAUGAAGCCCCUGCAAAUCAGACUCUUUCAGAUGCUAUUGCUUGGUAGAUCAAAAUCUGAUGCUACAUUUCUGAAUUCUUAAAUCCAUCAGUUUUGACAAGAUUCCCAACACCACUGGCUGAAAUGCAGCCCCAAGUCAUAACAGAGCCUCUACAGCCAUCUGUCUUUUACAGAUGGCUGUAGAGGCUCUCUCUUAUACCUUUCUCUUAACCUGACCGACCAAAAUUUUCAAAUUUGAAUUCAUCACCACAUAAGUCCUGUUGCCACUGAUUUUCAGUCCACUUCUUGUGUAAUUCGGCAUAUGUCAGCCUUCUCUCCCUGUUUCCCUUCCUUAAGAAUGCCUUCUUGACACCCAUCCUUCUACUGAGACCAUUUCUGAUGAUCAACUAAAGGGCCAGAUGCAUCUCUCAGGUCCUAUUGUCACAUCUUUGCUGGAUUUUUUUCUUAUUUCCUGUCCUCAACUUGUCCACUUUCUUCAACACACUGCACACUGUGCCAAGAUAUGCCAAAUUUUCAGUUAAUAGCUCUUUGAAAAUCACCUCAUUACUACAAAAUUACUAUUUUAUUCCUGUCAAGCUGUGUUAUCAUUGGGAUUUUUCACAGACUCAACUAAAGAUACGGGAGCAGAUGAUGUGCUUUUGCAACAGGGUGCUAGUAACGAAGUGCCUAAAGAUACAAUUCAAAAUUGUUUCCUUGAGAAGUUGUGUGUUAUGUGUAGACACAAUACUGGUUCAUCCCUUGAGUUUUUUGCCUUUGUUAUUUUUAAAUGAGUCAUAAGUCAGUGUGAAGCGAUUCAACAAGCAAAAAAAAUUCCUCUGAAAAUGGUCAGGUAAAAAGGACUGUAUUGAAAUGAAUGAAGAAGCAGCCAAUGUUCAAAGACAAACUUUGAAAGACCUUCAGAAAGAUUAGAGAACUAUUGCUCAUGACAAGUUUAAAAAUUAUAAGAAAGUCUGGCUCCCUGGAAGCAAAAUAUAAAGAAAUAAGGGAGAAAUAAGAAAUAAGAGACUCAAGAUUUUUGGACAGGACUGUAUAUGCGGAGCUGUCCAAGGUGCUGAAGUGCUCAAACUAUCAGUUAUUUCAAAGACCUGUAACAGUGUGAUACUUUAAAGAAGCAAUCCCCCAACCAAGAGUACUUGAAUGUUAGGUGGCUCAACUAAUCUGGAAAAAAAAAAGAAUAUGUGCUUAAAAAACAAACAAAAAAACCCCCCACUAGGGCUAAUGUUAAGUUUAUCUAUUGAUACAAUUUAGAGUGAUCUCCAAAUAAGGUGGCACUUUCAUCAGUCAUGAGUCCGUUGUGGAACUGCUUUGAUCAAGCACGAGGAAAAAGAGUGAGUGUUCAGCUUUUGGGACAUUAUUAUGUUUUUUUGUUACAGUUGUGACUGUUUAAUAUCAAAGUCUCAAAUAAUUAGUUCAGUGUCUGAACAUGUCCUCUCUGUAAGGCAAGAACUCAGACUUCAGACUGCUCCAAAUACUUGAUUUCAGACUUUUUUUUUUUCUUUUUAAUCUUUUUAAUCCUGAUUUUGUAUGAUGUCAGUGAGUGCAGAUAUCCCAAAUAUGGCCAUCCCUAGCACAGAACUCUGGCUGUGAGCAUAACAGCCCCACCCACCUGGUGUUCAAACCUAUUUGGAAGGGGCAGCCAAUCAAAAGAAAGUUGGCUUACAGAUAGAGGGAAGGGAGAAAAGCUUGCUUCACCUAGUGGAUGAACUGAGGGCUCAGUAUAAGUUAAAAAAAAAGAUUAUUUUGAAUUGUGAAUCAUGCAAAGCUCUAGUCCACAAAUAGAAGUACUGAGCUGGAAGUUAGCAUAAAAUUUCCACUUUGAGUACAAAUUAUACACAUUUAUAUAGUUAAUAGUAUUACAUAACAUCCAGAUUCAUCUUAGCCAGCCAAUAAAAUAUGUCAACAGAUUUGUAUGGUACUCUUGCCUUUACAACACUUCAGCAGUUUAGAUACCUGCCAGCAUGGGCACGCGUUCUCUUGUGUUAAUUUGUUUGACUUGGUCCAGUGUUGCUCUAAGUAAAGUUGGUGACAGAUUUUAAUGCUUCUGCAAAUGCAGGUUGUAAGGCAUGUAAGGCAUCAUCAUUGUCAAUAUUGUCAUCAUCAUCAUCAUCAUCACCAGUGCAGCCAUCAUGCAUGUGCUGAUGCUGCUUGAUUCCCAUCAGUCUUUCUGUUGUCACCAAAACUUGUCCAAACGUACUGUAGCAGUGAUCCCUUUGAAAUUGGUCAAUACUAAACUGUUUUAAAACACGCAAUCAAGCUUUAAGGGCAAAACUUUGCACUUACGUGUUGAUUUAGUCAUGCAUAUGUUGCAGGAAAAAUGUCCUCUUUACCUUUGUGCAGGUUUAAAUGUUUCUUGUCUUUGUAUUUCUCUUGAUGGUUGUUGUCAGAUAAUCCUAAGAUAAAAUAAACCUCAACAGUAGUACUUUUUAGAUAUGGCAAGGAGACACCAUGUGCAUACCUGCUUCUUAAGGCACUGUGAAAAUCAUCCUUCAGGACUUUGGGCACACCAUUGAUAGUGUGAGGAAAAAAAAAAAAACCGAUUUGCUUCAAUAAAUGCUUUACCUGCUAGCUGAAUACUUGUGUACAUUUGAUAACCUGAAAGCAGUAACAAGUCUUUUAAUAGAUCCUCUUGCUUCAUUGUAUUUUUAAGUGUUUACAUCAUUAAUGAAGAUAUUUUGUGAUACCAGGAUUUGUGUGUAUGAAUUGUCAGAAGGACAAUAAUCGUAAGAUUUCCUGUUCAUUUGGUGAUUUUGACUAAUAAAUUAGGUAUGAACAUGU